UAAAAAAAAUGUCGAGUGAAGAAGUCAUGUAAUCAGUGCCCGCAGAGAACAAGAGAGAGGGAGCAGCUUUCUGUUUCACGGACAGUUAGUUUCACUGGGUUCUACGGAGAUCAGGCGGCUUGAUAGAUGCAGCAUCCAUACAAGCUGUGAGAGGACUUGGAAACUCUAAAGCACACACACACACACACACACACUGGCUACAGAAGGGGGGAAGGAGGAGGUGAACAAUUGGGAAAGAGAGAGAGAAAACAAAAAAAAGAAAUUCAUGUCAUUUGGAGAUGGGGCAACAGGACAUCAGAAAGUGGCAGCUGGGAGCCCAAGUGAUUUUAUUCGUGGCAAUGCUGACCAUUGUCAAAACAGAGGACCCAGUUGAUGUCUUACAAAUACUGGACCUCCAGGACACCAUGGACGGAGUUGUAACAGUCGCGGGAUUUUGCACACAUCGAAAAGGCUCUGAAGAGACGGAUCUUGCACUCCGACUAGAAAACAAAACUCAUUUCAGCGCCCUGACUACGCAGUUAUUCCCAGAUGGACAUUUUCCAGAGAAUUUCUCCAUCCUAAUGACACUGAAGGCCAAGAAAAUGUCUCAGUUCUUCCUGUUGUCCAUUUACAAUGAUCAAGGGAUACAACAGCUCGGGGUAGAGAUUGGGCGAUCUCCUGUCUUCCUUUAUGAGGAUCAAACAGGCAAACCGACUCCUGAGGAAUACCCCAUCUUCAAAAAAAUUAACCUCUCCGAUGGCAAAUGGCACCGGUUGGCGAUCAGCGUUGAAGGGAAGAAUGUCACAAUGAUCGUUGACUGCAACCAGCAGAUAUCUGAGCAUCUAGCUCGAAGUGACAACCCAGAGAUCAGCACCAAUGGAAUCACUGUCUUUGGUACCAGGAUAUUGGAUGAGGAAGUGUUUGAGGGUGAUAUCCAGCAGCUGUUGCUGAGCCCGGACCCGAAAGCAGCUUACAGCUACUGUGAUCGCUACAUCCCCGACUGCGACAGCAUUCUACCCUACGCCCUGCGGCUCCCAGAGCCCGUUUACGAGGAAGAGACAGCCACCGCACGGCCGCGUCACAAAAAGAGGAGGAAGGGUCGCAAACGCUCUAGAAAGAAGGGCAAGGGCAGAUCAAAGAAAUCGAAAAAAAACCGCAAAAGGAAGAAGAAAGAUCGGGCUGCCUGGCAAAAGAUAGCAACUUUUGGGGUUGGGGAACAGGACAAGGAGCAGCCCCCCAUGGAGAAAGCAGAGAAUAAUUACGAUUAUUUCCUCGGUGCGGAAUACUACACUGAUUUGGAAUCCGCCAUCUUCAACGCCUCAAUGAAUGCUGAGGUUAUGGUGGAAAAUGCGACGGACCAUGAGACCAUGCAAGAGGAGCUCAUUGAAGAAUCAGAAGGCCCCUUUACAAACGAGUAUGAAAACCGAGAGUAUGAGACAAAUAACUACGAUUACUCAGAAGGAGACUACGAUGACCAGUGGAGCCAGCAGUUUGGGACAACUAGACGAGUGGAAUCAGAGACACAAGAUACAUGGAUGCAGAGCCUGAAAGGAGAGAAGGGGGAGAAGGGAGAGCCUGCAGUCAUUGAGCCUGGAAUGUUGCUUCCUGGACCUGCAGGACCUCAGGGGCCUCAGGGUCUCCCAGGAAGCCCAGGAUCGACGGGUGUGCGUGGACAACCCGGUGACCCAGGGCAGCCGUUCCCCCUCAUUGUUUCUUGUCUGGUUCUUUGUCUCUUGUUUCUUCAUUCCGUCAUUCUCUUUUCUCAUUUACCCCCCUCCCAUUCUUGGGAGACAACCCCCUUCACAUCUUCCCCCAUCCAUCUCCCCCUUAAGGAACCCAGUCCUAUCCUGAGCCAUCCUUUGUUCAGAGCCUGGGUGCCAAUGGAAGGGAUGUACCCGCCGUUCUCGAGUAUUGUUGUCCUCGAGUGCUGUUGUUCAGAGUACCUGCUGUUCUCGAGUAUUACUGUUCUCUUGUGCCUUUGUCCCGAGUACCUGCUGUUCUCGAGUACCUGCUGUUCUCUAGGUAACUUUGGUCCGAAGGGUCCACUCGGUCCAUCUGGGGAGAAUGGAGUACGGGGUAGCGAUGGAGCAGUCGGACCAAGGGGACUACCUGGUGAACCGGGGCCACGAGGCUUACCAGGCCCAAGGGGACAUGUUGGCCCUCCAGGACAGCAGGGAAUAACAGGUGUCGAUGGUCAUCCAGGUCAGAAAGGAAACUUGGGUCUUCAAGGUGAACCUGGACCUCCAGGACAACAAGGCAACCCAGGACCUCAGGGCUUUCCUGGACCUCAAGGCCCCAUUGGACUUCCUGGUGAAAAGGGUCCUCCAGGCAAGCAGGGUCUGCUGGGUCUGAUUGGAGCAGAUGGUCCUCCGGGUCAUCCUGGUCGUGAAGGUCCAGCAGGUGAUAAGGGGAAUGCGGGCCCUCCUGGUGCACAGGGUCCAGUUGGAUAUCCUGGGGUCAGAGGUGUCAAGGGUGCUGAUGGAGUCAGAGGACUGAAGGGACACAAAGGGGAGAAGGGAGAAGAUGGAUUCCCUGGUUACAAAGGUGACAUGGGACCCAAAGGGGACAGGGGAACUCUUGGUGUUCCUGGCCUGCCUGGGUACCCAGGAAGAAAAGGUCCAAAGGGUUCAACGGGAUUUGCAGGAUCUCCGGGUCUGAGUGGAGAGAAAGGCAGAAGGGGUAGAGCCGGGCCCCCUGGCAUCCGUGGACAGCGAGGACCCACGGGCGAGCGAGGCGAAAGAGGGCACAGAGGACCUCCUGGCAAGCCUGGACCAAAGGGAAUUGCCGGUAACGAUGGCCCACAAGGUGCCCCAGGGGAGAAGGGACCACAAGGACCUCAGGGACCCACUGGGUUUCCAGGCCCCAAAGGACCCGCGGGACCCGCUGGAAAGGAUGGGAUACCCGGGCACCCCGGGCAACGCGGUGAGCCUGGUUUCCAAGGCAAGACCGGACCACCCGGUCCCCCUGGAGUUGUGGGACCCCAGGGUUCCGCUGGCGACAGUGGCCCAAUGGGAGAACGGGGGCACCCUGGAGCUCCAGGACCUCCAGGUGAACAGGGCAUCCCAGGCAGCGCAGGGAAGGAAGGGGGAAAGGGAGACCCCGGUCCCCUUGGAUCUCCUGGUAAACCUGGCCCUGACGGAUUACGGGGAUUCGCAGGGGCCCGAGGACUGCCAGGUGCUGCGGGGCCUCCUGGACUGAAAGGAGCAGAAGGACCAAUGGGUGCACCAGGACUGACAGGGUCUACAGGCGAACGUGGGCCGAAUGGUCCAGCUGGUGCUAUUGGCCUCCCAGGUCGACCGGGUGGUCCAGGGCCUCCAGGCCCUGUUGGAGAGAAAGGAGAUCCUGGUGACAAAGGUCUUCCAGGUCCUGCAGGUGACGAUGGCGUCCAAGGUGCCAUGGGUUUACCGGGUCCAAUUGGUUCUCAGGGCCCGCCGGGAGAUUAUGGGGACAAGGGGGAGCUGGGAAAGCCAGGACAAAAAGGCAGCAAAGGAGACAAAGGGGAAUCGGGUCCCCCAGGGCCCAUAGGAAUACAAGGUCCGAUUGGACACCCUGGUCCCAUUGGUUCUGACGGUAGUCCAGGCCUGAGAGGCUAUCUGGGAAUGCGUGGGCAGAAAGGUGACGAUGGAAUCCGUGGACUGCCAGGCUCUGCUGGUCCUGUUGGACUUCAGGGUCUGCCUGGCCCUCCUGGCGACAAAGGUGAAAGCGGAGAUGUUGGACCAAUGGGCCCACCUGGUCCUUCAGGAGUGAGAGGGCCUCCAGGUGCCAAUGGUGCAACUGGUCCUUCAGGACUCCCAGGUGGCGUGGGCAACCCAGGACCAGUGGGUGAAAAGGGAGAGACAGGAGAAGCUGGAGACCCAGGCACACCUGGAGAGCCAGGUAUCGCUGGUCCUAAAGGCGAUGUUGGUGAUAAAGGGGACGCAGGUCCGCCAGGUGCAGCAGGACCUGCAGGGGUCAAAGGUCCUCCAGGUGAAGAUGGUGCUAAAGGCGAUGUGGGUCCGGCUGGUUUUCCCGGUGAUCCCGGUCCAACAGGCGAGCCAGGUGUCCCGGGGAUGGAUGGUGGAGUUGGUGAAAAGGGCAGUCUUGGUGAUCCUGGCCUGACGGGUCCACGUGGUGCAUCCGGUGAACCAGGCCCUCCUGGAUCGCCUGGAAAGAGAGGACCACCUGGACCUGCAGGCCCAGAGGGUCGAGAAGGCCUCAAGGGUUCAAAGGGUUCUCCAGGACAGGAAGGCCCAGUAGGCAGGACCGGGCCUAUAGGCCCACAAGGGUCACCAGGCAACGUUGGACCAAAAGGUCUCAGAGGGAUACCUGGCCCUACAGGAGAACAAGGCCUCCUCGGACCCCCUGGCCAGGCCGGUCCCCCAGGACCAAUGGGUCCUCCUGGUAUGCCUGGUCUCCGGGGUGCUCAAGGGUUAAAAGGUGACAAGGGGCACGUUGGAUUAAUUGGGUUAAUCGGACCUCCUGGUGAGAUGGGUGAGAAGGGAGAUCAAGGUCUCCCAGGAAUCCAAGGGAUACAAGGCACCAAGGGGGAUGUGGGUCUUCAAGGUUUGAGUGGUCCAAUAGGCCCGCAUGGAUCUCCUGGUUUACCAGGUCAACAGGGUUCAAAAGGAUCGAAAGGUUCUGAAGGACCAGUGGGAUUCAAAGGCGACCCAGGACCCCCUGGCCCUCCAGGUCCACCUGGUCCACCAGCAGAGAUAAUACAGCCACUGCCGAUAUACAGGUCAAAGACAAGAAGGCACGCGGAGACUGAGCAAGCUGACGAUGCCGGUAGGAGUCUCUUUGACUACACAGAAGGAAUGGAGGAGGUGUUUGGAGCCCUAUCUUCACUGAAAGAUGAGGUGGAGCUGAUGAGGCGUCCAGUGGGGACUCAGAGUAACCCCGGCCGAACCUGCAAGGAGCUUCAGCUCUGUCACCCACACUUCAAGGAUGGCAAUUACUGGAUCGACCCCAAUCAAGGCUGCUCCAAGGAUUCCUUUAAGGUCUUCUGUAACUUCACUGCAGGUGGAGAAACCUGUAUUUUCCCUGACAGGAGAACUGAAGGGGUUAAAGUUUCAUCUUGGCAAAGGGACAAACCUGGAACCUGGUACAGCAAAUUCAAGCGAGGCAAGCAGCUCAUGUACGCCGACGCUGAUGGCAAUCCUGUCCAUGUGGUCCAGAUGACCUUCCUGCGCCUCCUGAGUGCCACAGCCCGGCAGAGGUUCACCUACAAUUGCCAGCAGUCCAUUGGUUGGUACGAUGCUGCUGCAAAGAGCUACAAGAAGGCAGUGCGUUUCCUAGGAGCCAACGAUGAGGAGCUGUCGCACUCCAAGACCCCGUAUAUCAGUGCCAUCUAUGAUGGCUGCAAACUGAGGAAGGGCACUGACCGGACUGUGCUGGACAUUGAAUCUCCGCGUGUUGUUGACUUGCCCAUCAAAGAUGUCGCUGUGACUGACUUCGGAGAGCACCAGCAGAAGUUUGGUUUUGAGGUUGGCCCUGUCUGUUUCAACAGCUAAACCUCAGAACGCGUGCCCCACUAUUUUCUCUGUGUCAUGUGUUUUUAAAUGCAAAAUGCACAUUUUUUUUGUAUUCCCUUUUGUCUCUAUUAUUCAUGCUGCAGAUGUUUUUUUUUAUUGUGUGUGAAUAACAAUAAAAUAAUUCUUGCCCUUGUGGGGCUCAAGUCUUAUGACCUUUUGAAGAGGCCAAGUCAGUGGUGGUUAUCUCUGGGUCAUUCUAAAUUCCACAGUUGUUCUGCUCUGAUGGUAGAUGGCUAGGAGAGUCUUCUUCCCAGUAAUUCCCGAUUGUUGCAGAGGACUGGUGCACCAAAACUCCUCCCUUCGAGAGGCGUCCUUUCUCCAAUAAGAUUCAACCUAUGACCUACUUCCUCAGUCUCCUAACACACAGGCAUUUGCAAGUGAAGUGUUGAACCAGGAGAUUACAUUAAGGAUUUGAAGCCAAUCCCUUGACACUGCUGCCUUGGUAAUGAAGCUGAGAAAGCAAAAUAAGAAACUACAUUCAACACUGCUUCGGCUUCAGGCUGACAUUUUCCUGUGGCCUCAUUGAAGCAAUGCAUUAAAAAUGCCCUUAAAUCUGGUAGAUUGACCCUUUAUCAGCUAGUUUAUUUUUCAAAAAAGAAAACCCUCAAAUUAUGUUUUGACUGCUGAAAAAUUAACUAACCCCUACUUGGAUUCAGAGUCUACAGUGAAAUCUUUAGCAUGAUGUCUACCUGUAACUGAGUGGUGGAUGUAUGUGGCAAUUAGCCCAAGGCUCCACCCUGAUGCACAGAGCUUGAUCGCAUGCUGGUGUGCCUUUGUUUGCAGCAGGAUACCAUUGGCAUUCAUUUAUGUAGAAAUACAGAGAGUCUACAAUCCCCAAAAAGAGGCCAUUCAGUCCACCAAAAUGGUCUAUGCUAGCAUAUGUACUCCACUUAUGUAGAAAUACAAUGAGUCUGCAACCCAGAAACAGGCCAUUCAGUCCAUCAAAUGGUCUAUGCUGGCAUGUAUACUCCCCGAGUCUCCUACCUGCCAUGCCCUUCCUCCCUUACAUACCCCACUCCC
Rhincodon typus (whale shark) is the source of this 6509-nucleotide messenger RNA. RefSeq names its product collagen alpha-1(V) chain-like. Bases 279 to 5468 code for a protein of 1729 amino acids. Gene Ontology annotation, molecular function: extracellular matrix structural constituent. The transcript is spliced from 61 exons. The record is from RefSeq and is a predicted model, not a curated record. Lineage: Eukaryota; Metazoa; Chordata; Chondrichthyes; Orectolobiformes; Rhincodontidae.